CUCAGCUACAUCGGGCUUUGUAGAUGGCUGAACGGUGCACCGCGCCGGAGGCAGCAUGUCCUUUGAGAGUGGACUCAGAGGCCCUGUGUCCUGCAUUCUGGACCUGGCAACUGGAGGGUGUUCAAACACUAGUUCUGGUUUAAAAGUGACUGAUAUUGGAAGGUAAGUCCCUGGUCUGGAUGAGUGUGGGAGGCAGAGUAGGCUUCUCGCCAUGGCUCACUCCUCUGACUAUUACAACCAGAGGGAGAUGACCAACGGAGGAGGGCAUUCUCAGCCCCACAAUGGAGGUGGUCAUCCUCAUCCACACAAUGGAGGAGGUCAACCUCAUCCGCACAAUGGAGGAGGUCAACCUCAUCCCCACAAUGGAGGAGGUCAACCUCAUCCCCACAAUGGAGGAGGUCAACCUCAUCCACACAAUGGUGGCCUUCAAGCUGGUGGAUCCCACUCGACGAACCGCUAUAUGCAGAAGAAGUAUCACCGCCACAGGGGCGGCAGGUCCUCACCUAUGGGCAGAGUCAUCCUCAUCAACUCUCCUGUUGAUGGUGGGGAUGACAGUGAGGACCUCCACACCGUCACAGUGGAGAAGAGUGCAGACGGCCACCUGGGCUUCAGCGUGAGGGGGGGUUCAGAACAUGGACUCAGCAUCUUCGUCAGCAAGAUAGAGGAUGGGAGCUCGGCAGAGCAGGCCGGCCUGUGUGUCGGCGACCAGCUGGUGGAGGUGAAUGGGAUCAGCUUGGAGGGCAUCACCAUGAGCAGUGCUGUGAAGGUUCUGACGGGGAACGCCCGGCUGAGGAUGGUGUUGAGACGCGUGGGGAAGGUCCCAGGAAUACGCUACUCCAAGGAGAAGACCACGUGGGUGGAUCUGAUCCAGAGGCGCAUGGUUGUGGAGGAGAGCGGGCGAACUCCGUCCGAUGCCAGUUCAGACAGUGUUUUACGCAGGAUCGUCCACCUCUACACCACCUCAGAGGACUACUGCCUUGGGUUCAACAUCAGAGGGGGCAAGGAGUUCGGGCUGGGCAUUUAUGUCUCCAAGUUGGACCCUGGGGGGCUGGCAGAGCAACACGGCAUCAAGAUGGGCGACCAGAUCCUGGCAGCCAAUGGGGUGAGCUUUGAUGACAUCACCCAUAGCAACGCAGUGGAAGUUCUGAAGAGCCACACCCACAUCAUGCUGACCAUCAGGGAAGCCGGAAGGUACCCAGCUUACAAAGAGAUGGUGGCUGAAUACAGCUGGCUCAGCAAAAUGGCCAACAGCAGGCCACCUUCCUCAAAGGAAUCUGACUCCUACUCCUCGGCCUCCUCCUUGUCUUCCACCCCCCUCAGUUCCCUCAGUGGUCUCUCACAGGUCCUCUUCCCCCCUGCCUUCGGCUCUGACAUGGUGGACGUCAGCAUCUCCACUGAGGAUCGGCCCCAACUCCCCAGCAGCUCUGACCGCACAGCAGAAUUCUCCAUGCAGACAGACCCACCCCGUCCCACAGACUCCAGCUCUCUCCCCUCUCCUCAUGGGAGGCUGGUUGCUACGGAAACCAGCCGGACACUAGGUGCCACCGUGUUUUUGAAGGACACAGCCAUUAGGGGGAAAGGGGAGGGACCCGCGGAGAGGGGAAGGGCUGGAGAUGGGGUGAGGGGCAAAGGCGGGAUGUUGUCACCCACGGAACAGGAAAUGGAACAGGACUCCCCGAAAACGGCGGUUCUCAUGGCCCUGAGCAGACCAAGGAAGCCCAUCAGACGAUCCCAGAGUCACGUCACAGUUUCAGAGGAAAAGAAGAAGAAGAAGAAGCAGGGGAAGGAGAAGAGCACCACCGAGGCGGAGAGCAGCAAGACCCUGCAGCGUUCCAAGACCUUUGUCAACCUCCUUUUCAGGAGAGACCGGAGGAGAGACCUGUCCGGGGACAGUGGAGAUGCAGGGACGGGGGACACCCACCGGAGGCGCUCCAAGUCCGCCUCCCACCCUGCUGACAGAGAUAAGGAGAGGGGGCGUUCCUUCCAGUUACUGACCUCGCCCUGGGAGACCCGUGCUGGGGUGAAGGACAGCAGCCUGCGGCCAGGUCCUGAGUCUCUGGGACAAGUGGAGAACAUGGCCAGGAAACUACUCAGUCAGGACGAGGUCACCGCAGUCAUGAGACACUGUAAGCGGUUUAUGUCAGAGCAUGUGGUGGAGGAUCUAGUCCGCCCCCUACUGGCCAUACUGGACCGACCAGAAAAACUACUACUGAUACGAGAGAUCCGGAUACUGGUUGCCCCUACUGAGCUGGGUCGUUUUGACAGUAUGGUCAUGCCGUUUGAACUGCAGGCCUAUGAAAUACUGAAGAGCCGCUCCUUAAGGUCUCCUGCCCUGCGCUCCCCUCGAAGUGGAACCCCCCGACGACACCUCAUGACCCCUGUACCAGACUACCGUGGCGGUUUCCAGCUGGUCCAGGACUCGGACAGAAACCGUCAGCUGAUUGAUGACCUGGAGAGGCUACGUGUUUCUGGCCUCCAGGGGGGUCUCCUGCCCCCGUCCCGCCCCUUCACCCCCCUCCUAGACAUUCCCGUGGACAGCUAUACCUACCACACACCCCGCUCACGCUCCCCGAGCCCCAACUGGCUCCUCACCGAGUCCCCGCACACCGUCCGACCCCAACCCAACCACUCCCCCCAGAGGAGAGACAAUAGUAUGUCCCGGAACUAUGACAACACCUCGUUGCUGUCGGAAGAUCCCACUCUGGAGGGGCGUCGGAACGGGCAUGCUGGGAGGUCCAGGAGGGACCAAUGGGAGGCCAGCUCUGAGAGGCGGGGAGGAAAAGGAGAGGACUACACAGAGGUCAGUGUACAUGUACCACCCCUGGCUCAGGUGUUUCGCGCCCCUCCGCUUGACCGAAGUCCCGUGACGGCGAGGGAAAGGGAGGCGCAGAGCGGGAAGGGAAAGCAGGUGAAUGGACAUUCACCAGGACGACCACUGAGCGGUCAGCACGGACGCCAAACACCUGCCCCUGUUCAGAAGUAUGACAUCACUGCCGUGAACAUCUCCAAGACCAAACAAUCUCUGGGCAUCAGUAUCUCAGGAGGGAUGGAGUCAAAGGUCCAGCCUAUGAUUAAAAUAGAGAAGAUAUUUCCAGGAGGGGCUGCCUCUACCAGUGAUGUCCUGAAGGCGGGGUUUGAGCUGGUGUCGGUGGACGGUGAGUCUCUUCAGCGUGUGACCCAUCUGCAUGCGGUGGAUGUAAUUCGCCGGGCGUUCAGCAACAAGGCCAAAGAACCCAUGGUGUUUGUCGUCAAGAUCCCCAAAGGACCCUAACCACCACAGCUUUCUGUCAGACAUGCUCCUACAGAACUAGAAGCAGGUCUACAAGGAUGUCCUGAGAACCACAGAUUUUUGUCAGACAUGCUCCUACAUAACUAGAGACUGGUCUACAAGGAUGUCCUAAGGCUCAUUCAUUCACCCAAUUUCAGACUGGAAAUGAAAUGCUGGUGUUUUUAGUUACCUUUUAGUUUAUUCACCAAAGAGAGGAGGGUACCUCCGACACUGUCCAAUGAGCUUGCUUCUCCUUUAGGACAAGAUGACAAUGGUGGUUUCUAUAGCAAACAGUAACAUACAGCUAGAACUUCACAUGAUACAUAGAGUAUGUUGUGGCUACGGUCCCAUCUACGACUCCUCUGCCCAUGAAUAUAAUGCAAUAAAUACUAUUUAUCACUUUAUCAAAGACCUGAAUACACAGUAUCCCUUUUGAUAUGAACUUUUGUUGCUAGAUAAAAAUAUAAAAUGUUCUCAUUUUAAGGAUUCUUAGCUGGCUUUUUUAACAUGAACUAACUUUAUUUUAUGAAGAGAGAGAAAAAAAGAAAAGUUGUAUGCAAACAGACUCAGUCAUCCACCCACGCAACAAGCUUUGGCCAACAGGCUUUCAGGCAGGCGUUACCACCCCUCCACCAUGCACACACACAACACACACAUGCAUACACACACACCCAACCACUUCCUGGGAGCAUUUCAGUCCACAGGGGUCCUGCCAGAGAGAGAUUACUAUGUCCAGCGUUAUGAGAUUUAUAGUCCAGAUUAAGCCUCUGUAUUAUGUCAAAAGUCAUAGUUGUGGUUUAGUGGAUGUCUAGGGGAUUAGUAGAAAUGUAAAACAAUGUUUUUUCUGGCCAACACACUGUGUUUCUGGAGCCGGUCAUCACUUUAAAGGCUUGAUUACACUGUGGACUGAGCCUGUACAGACAUGUGGAGGAGUUGAAGGAAAACAAAAAGAUAAACAGAAGAUAUGAGGGCCAGUGGUAAGGCUUGAACAAGGACUGGUGUGAGAGAAGAUGGGAGAGAGGCUAGCAGAGAAGGGCUGGGGUGCUAGAACUGAGUUGAAGAGAGUUUGUGGGAGUAUCCCUCUAAUUUUGUGGGUUAGUCAUAGAGAAAUAGCUAGUACAGGAAGACAGGAGCAGGAAGAGAGGGGCAGGUAGAGAGGGGCAGGUAUAGAGGGGGGCCUUUGGAAAGUAUUCAGACCACUUUUGUUAAAUUUUGUAAUGUUAAACUGUUAUUUAUGACUAAUUAGUAAACAUUUUAGCCAUCAAUCUACACAAAAUACCCCGUAAUGACAAAGCGAAAACAUGUUUUUAGAAAUAUAUGCCAGUUUUUCUUGAGAUGUCCUUGAAAAAUGUAUUCCAUCUGUGGCAAAUUUCAUUGGUUGGACCUAUCUAUAUAAGGCGCCACACUUCACAGAGCGAAAACCAAGCCAUGAAGUUCAAGGAACUCUCCUUCAACCUCCAAGAUAUAACUGCGUCAUGAUAUUGAUCUGGGGAACAUGAAAAUAUUGCUUAAGUAUUUGAAGUUUCCAGGAGCACAGUGGGCUCCAUGAUUGUGAAAUAGAAGAACUUUGGAACCACAGCAACUCUCCCAAGAGCUGGCCGUCCACAAAAACCAAGUAACCAGGCAGUAAGGGCCUUGGUUUAACAGAGCUUCAGAGAUGGGAGAACCUGUCAGAAGGACGACCGUCUUUGCAGUGCUACAUGAAUCAGGCCUUCAUGGUACAGUGGCUAGACACAAGCUACUUACUGCCAAAGGCACUUCUACAAAGUACUGAAUAAAGGGUUUGAGUACUUACAGUA
Molecule: messenger RNA, 5067 nt
Organism: Esox lucius (northern pike)
Lineage: Eukaryota; Metazoa; Chordata; Actinopteri; Esociformes; Esocidae
Product: PDZ domain-containing protein 7
Exons: 16
Coding region: 212-3271 (1019 amino acids)
Biological process (GO): auditory receptor cell stereocilium organization; sensory perception of sound
Cellular component (GO): stereocilia ankle link complex; stereocilium tip; cilium
Molecular function (GO): protein binding
Source: RefSeq, a predicted model, not a curated record